AUGUUCAAAUCCUGCCUGAUCAACGUAUCACAAUCCGUCGCGUCGUCUAGCCGUUCAUCACUCCAUACUUCAGCAGUUCUCAAUGCCCGCUUGUCGAGCAAACAAGCUCGACAUGAGAAGAUCUCCAAAGUGCAGGCACGCAUAAAUUACAAGCUCGCAGUCGAUGCGCAACGCGAAUAUGCUGUUCUCGGUCACCGUCCAGGUCAGGAUCACAAAUGGCGGAGCUGUGCCCUUGCAAAAGUCAUCAUCACGGAGGACGCGCUAUACUCGGAUUCUGUCCCUGAGAUCAUUCACAGUCCCGAAGGCGACAUCGAGCUUCCGCCGUAUCUAAGCUUUGGAAUUACUGAGAGGUCCAAGGAGCUGCUUUUCAAAGUAUUACCUCCGCUGUCAGCUCAGGAGGGUGUGACCAAGUUCAGCGAGAACGUGGUUGGCGAAAUGCAGGAAGCGAUGGAAAACGAAAAGACCAAAGCGAGCAUGUUCGCAAAGGUUAUUGAUCUGCGUAAUGCAAAUGCGAAAGGUCUCGCAUUCGAGAACCGCCGCCAUUGCAUCAAGCUGUUUUCUCCGCCAGGAAAUCCAUUUGACACUGGUCGCCCUGAGGUACAAGCCGCCUUGCUGACGAUCCAAAUACGUGGGCUAUGGAAGCACCUUUUGGCUUUCCGCAAGGACAUAGAUAACCGCAGGGGCCUUCGUCAGCUUGUGCACAAACGUGCCAAGAUACUUAAAUAUCUGAGAAGACUGGACCGUGACCGAUAUGAAGCUAUUCUUCCUCAACUUGGGCUUGACGCUGCGAGCGUCGAAGGAGAGCUGGUAGUUUGA
Molecule: messenger RNA, 816 nt
Organism: Suillus subalutaceus
Lineage: Eukaryota; Fungi; Basidiomycota; Agaricomycetes; Boletales; Suillaceae
Exons: 3
Coding region: 1-816 (271 amino acids)
Biological process (GO): translation
Cellular component (GO): ribosome
Molecular function (GO): structural constituent of ribosome
Source: RefSeq, a predicted model, not a curated record